ACUAAUUUCCAAUUUCUUGCCUCAAAAAGCGUAGGCUAUGAAGAAUACCGGCGGCGGGGAAGGACUGAACCAUGCCUUAUUACAACGGUCGGCGGGAGGAGACGCUAAAUCAAGAUUUUGGAUUGAAUCAAAGAAGCUCUGGUACAUAGUCGGUCCAUCCAUCUUCAGCCGUGUCGCCACCUUUACCAUGAACGUCGUCACCCAAGCCUUCGCCGGCCACCUUGGUGACCUGGAACUCGCUGCCAUCACCAUCUCCACCGGCGUCAUCGUCGGCUUCAAUUUCGGCCUAAUUCUUGGGAUGGCGAGUGCGUUGGAGACGCUAUGUGGGCAAGCAUUCGGGGCAAAAAGAUACAACAUGAUCGGGAUAUAUAUGCAAAGAUCAUGGAUUGUUUUAAUGUUUUGUUGUAUCGUGACACUGCCACUAUACAUAUAUGCCACCCCGAUCUUAAAAUUAUUAGGUCAAUCGGACGAGGUAGCUGAACUAUCAGGGAAAGCCGCAAUAUGGCUUAUCCCACAACAUUUUUCAUUUGCAUUCCUAUUCCCGGUACAACGGUUCUUGCAAAGCCAGCUAAAAACUCCGGUUUUGGCGUGGGUUUCUUUGGUGAUUCUUGCAAUCCAUGUUUUGAUUACUUGGCUAUUUACUUCGGUUUUCGAGUUUGGAAUUGUGGGGACGGUUGUGGCAUUGGACAUUUCUUGGUGGUUGAAUUUUGUUGGGUUGUUUGCGUAUACUGUUUAUGGUGGGUGUCCUUUGACAUGGAACGGUUUCUCGAUGGAAGCAUUUUCGGGUUUGUGGGAAUUUGUAAAGCUUUCGGUUGCAUCCGGUGUCAUGCUUUGUUUGGAAAAUUGGUACUAUCGAAUAUUGAUACUAAUGACUGCAUUUUUAAAGAAUGCGACCAUUGCCGUGGAUGCAGUGUCAAUUUGCAUGAACAUCAAUGGUUGGGAAAUGAUGAUUCCCCUAGCCUUUUUUGCCGGGAUCGGAGUAAGAGUGUCCAAUGAACUCGGUGCUGGUAAUGGACACGGGGCAAAAUACGCAACCAUUGUAGCAAUACUGCAUUCGUCUGUCAUUGGGCUCGUAUUUUGUGCAUUGAUAGUGACGUUUCAUGACAAGUUUGCACUAAUUUUCUCAUCGAGCACCGUUGUUCUUGAAGCAGUUGAUACCAUGGCUUGGCUCUUAGCUUUCACGAUCCUUCUUAACAGCAUUCAACCCGUUAUAUCCGGGGUCGCGGUGGGGUCCGGAUGGCAAUCAUGGGUUGCUUACAUUAAUUUGGGCUCCUACUAUUUGGUUGGUGUACCUCUUGGAGUUGUCUUGGGUUUGGUUUUUCAUCUUGGAGUCGAGGGAAUAUGGGGAGGAAUGAUUUUUGGUGGAACCGCGUUACAGACGAUCAUAUUAGGGUUAUUGACAAUUCGUUGUGAUUGGGAGAAAGAGGCUCAGAAAGCAGCUGCAAAAUAUUCAACCCUAUCAUAAUUUCAAGAUCGUUGGAUGAAAUUUUGAAUUACAUAAUUAAACAUAAUCAAACCAUGAAGAUCGAUAAUUCCGAUUGGUUUCAAGAGCUCCUAUGAAUGAGAUACAUAAGUUCGAAGGGUAGAGGCUAACACAAGAACAUGCUUUCAUAGCUCCAUGACCCUUGCAAAAUUUGGACUCGGAUACAUUUUUUUUUCAUAGUUACAAACCGAAUCUCGUAAAUGAUUGUGGACUAUUGCGUACUAUGUUGUAAUCAUAAAAAGAAUAUAUUAAUUUGAUAUUUGUUGCUUAUGUUUUACAAUUUUGA
Lactuca virosa is the source of this 1769-nucleotide messenger RNA. The record is from the annotation of a GenBank genome assembly. NCBI's taxonomy places the organism in Eukaryota, Viridiplantae, Streptophyta, Magnoliopsida, Asterales, Asteraceae.